Molecule: messenger RNA, 1089 nt
Organism: Penicillium angulare
Lineage: Eukaryota; Fungi; Ascomycota; Eurotiomycetes; Eurotiales; Aspergillaceae
Exons: 1
Coding region: 1-1089 (362 amino acids)
Molecular function (GO): ubiquitin protein ligase activity
Source: RefSeq, a predicted model, not a curated record
AUGCCUUCCCGACGUUCCCAUGUCGCAAGUUCGUCCUUGGCUCCUCUUUCCGAGAUCAUCAAACUUCAACCGGAGGGGGAGCCAUGGUGUGCCGGUUAUGCUCCUUCGCAGGGUCGUCGCUGCCACGCGCGUACAAAUGCACGAGGUCGCAGGUCAGCAAUGAUGCUUCUCAAUGAGGGUACCAAGGACCUUCGAGCCGGUCGCAGCAUCGAUGAACUGCUGGAAGAUUUGGCCCCUCAUGUCUUAUGCACCAGGUUCCAUCAAAAUCAAGCUUUGGACCUUGCACGGCGUUGGAAGAGAGACCUACGCGUAUAUCUUGAUUCGCAGGCCGCUUCAACGCUACCUUCAACACCAGUCAGGAUACCAUCCCGAAGGACUGAUUUGGAACCCACCGAAGCGUACUUGGAAGAGAGGACAGCUAUUCUCUACCAAAGAAUUCAUGACGCUAUGGAAGAGCUGAAACGCCUUGAGAAUAUCCGAAUGAGCCAAACAGCCAUCUCAACUCAUCACACUGAUAGCGCGAGUAGAGAUACGGGUAUACGUGUUAGGACCACCCGCGCGGAAAGCACGCCAAGCAGGAAUAUCCCUAGUAGAAGAGUGCGAACAGACUCAACGAGAUUUAGCAAUCAGUCAACAGCAAUUGCACCUCUGCCAGUACAAGCGCAAGUCAGUCAUCAGAUAAGGGCAGUCCCAAUUUUGAGCUCAAGACCCCAAGACCCGCCAAUUAUUCCCGCCCUCGGAAGCCCCAGAAAUAGCGACCCCCAGAAUGAAACUCCACAGACCAAUCGCCGUGAUGUCGAAGGAGAAUGUGGGAUAUGUCUGUGCAAUUUGCAUAGCCCACAGCAACAUACAAUCCCAGAUGAGGAAAUUGAAGAGCGGAGCGAAGAGAGUGGCAGUGAUGACGACGAUGAGCAAUCGGAAACUGAGUAUGAGGAUAUUCACCAAGAUGAAGAAUUGACAUGGUGCAAGGCAUGCUGUGGAAUCAACUUUCAUAAAGCUUGCAUCGACCAAUGGCUAGAAGCAGAUCAAUGGCGAGAAACAAAUCGCGCCCCCACAUGCCCGCUGUGUAGGAGUCGCUGGAAAUGCUGA